AUGUAUAAAGCUUUUGACAGCCAUUUGGAAAAUGAAAGCAAGGACGAUGAAGGAUUCCUGUCCUCUUCUUUCUGGACGGAUCGGGAAAGUGAGGGGGAAGACAGGGACUAUGUUAAAAAAGAAAACAGAAGGAUUGAAAGAAAGCCUGAAAGAGACAGUAAUGAUGAGAAGGAAAGAUUUGUAAUCAGAGAUGAUAAAAAGGAGAGGAUGAAGGAAACUCUUCAAGGGAAUGAGAAAUAUGUACUGGCUGAAACAAAUCCCAAGGUAGGUGAUGAAGGAAGUGAGGUAGAUAGAGUUGAAAUAGAAAAAGGCAUAGAUCAAGAAAAAGAGGAGGAUGAGGAAAAAGGCAAAGAGAAUGAAGAGCAAGAAGAAAGUGGAGAUGAGGAAAAAGAGCUUGAAGAGGAGGAGGAAACGGGACUAGAGAAUGAAGAGGAGGAAGAAAGUGAGGAUGAGGAAGAAGAAAGUGAAGAUGAGGAAAGAGAGCUUGAUGAGGAGGAAGACGGUGGAGAUGAGGAAAAAGAGCUUGAAGAGGAUGAGGAAACAGGACUAGAGAAUGAAGAGGAGGAAGAAAGUGAGGAUGAGGAAAGAGAGCUUGAUGAGGAGGAAUACAGUGUAGAUGAAGAAAAAGAGCUUGAAGAGGAGGAAGAAGAAAGUGAAGACGAGGAAACAGGACUAGGGAAUGAAAAGGAGGAAGAAAGUGAAGAUGAGGAAAGAGAGUUUGAAGAGGAGGAGCAAAAAGGAAAAGAAAGUGAAGAGGAAGAAAUUUUAAAAGAGCUUGAAGAACAAAGUCAAGUGGAGGGAGAGGAGGAAAAGAGAAAGGGAAGUGAAGAGAAAGAAAGUGAAGAGGAAAAAGGAGAAACAAGUGAGGAGGAGGAAAAGGAAGAAGGAAGUCAAGAGGAAGAAGGAAGUCAAGAUGAGGAAGAAGAGUUUGAGCUGUGUAAACAGGGAAAAAUGAAUAAAAAGAAGGAAGAGGAUGAUCUAGAAGAAAGUGAGGAGGAAGAGGAUAGUGAGGAGGAAAAAGAGAGCUCUGUCAAUGGAGAAAACUCUGAGGAGAACAAAGUCCAAAGCAAUGAUUCAGAGAGCGAGAAAAAUCAGGUGAGUGUGGAGGAGAGUGAAGAAGAAGAAGAAGAGUGUUUUCCAAAAGAAGACUCAAAUAGUGAAGAAAAGUGUACAGAUGAAGAUGCAAACAGUGAUGAAAAGAAAGAGGGUCUCACCAAGGAAGGUGGAAGUGGGGAAGAAGUACAAGAUGAGGAGGAAGGAGAAGAAAACGAAGAAGGAGAUAAUGUAUGUUGUGUAUCAGACGAGAAUGAAGGCAUUGAGGACAAAAUAGAUGGUGGCAAAUCUGUUUUGAAGAAAGAGAGCACAGGAAACUCUGGAAGAGAGAAACCAAAUGAGAGAGAACCUAAAAAUGAGGAAGACAUGAAUGAUGACUUUUUCGCAAAAAGGAAGAAAACGGAGGAAAACCCUGACAGCAACGAGGAACAGGAGAGGAAUGGGAUUGGAGAUGGAAACAGUGAAGAGGAAGAGAGAGAAUGUUUUAUCAAUGAAUAUGACAAAGAGAUGGAACUUGGAAAGAGUGAUGAAAAAGACGAAGAUGUCAGUCUGGCAGAUGAACAUGAAAGUGGGAUGGAAGAGGAGGAGGAAGUAUCUAAAGGAGGCUGUGAGAAAAAAGAGGAAAUAGACUGGUUUUUUGAUGCACCUGUUGGGGAAAAGGAGAGUUGGGACCAGGACAGGAAGUCAUGGGCAAGUGAUGAUGAUUAUGUUACAAUAUCCAGUGGCCAUUCGCAGAAAGAAGAGGAAGACGAUCAUAACACGUUACCUGCUUGGGGAGAAGAGCGUGCUGAUGUACGGCAGAAGGAGGAAACUAGAGACAUCUAUGAUGAGGAUUUUCACGAAAGUCUGGGCAGCCCUGCCGCAAGCAUUUUAACGUCCGGUUAUGGCACGUACAGACCUGACUCGUCUAAAGAUGGAGACCCAGAGGAGGUGGACUAUAGAGACGACUGUACUCUGGCUGGUUUAGAAGAAGAGAGCGAGUCGAUCUUAGAUGCUCAUGAUUAUGAGGAUAACAGCAGUCUGGUGUGGUUCGGAGACGUUCCAGCAUCUGAUGGAGGAGCACCUGCAAAAUCACCAGAUGAUAGGAAAGAUGUAGCCGUACACUAUCCUGAUCAAAUGCAUGAUGCUCAUCAAUUUUCUGACACGCCUAGCAAAGGUCAUCAAGCCGACCCGCAGCAGACUCCCACAGGGAAUGACAUUGGAGCUCAGGAUUCAGGCUCUCAAAAUGUGGCAUAUUUCAAUGAUGGUUUGGAGGUUGAGGGUUUGCGGGACAGUCUUGACCACCCAUUUAAUUUGAGGCACAGCAAGGGCAGAGUUCAAAGGAGACCCGAGGAGAAACAGAAUGAUGAUGGAUAUGAUGACGGAUCAAAGGGGAAGAGGGUCAGAGCUUAUACUGGCUGCCUUGGUACAGUUAGUGAGCUGGAGGAGCGUUUGGACCACAUGCGGAUCGGUGCAUCUCGUGUGCAGUACGACUCAGAGAGUGAAGAAACAGGAAGUUACAGUGGCAGAUCCAGCUCUGUGACGGAGGAACCCCCGAGUGCUUUCCAGGAAUACAUCAGACGCAUGACACGAUCACAGAGCGAGAGUGACAUUCGCCCUCGUCCAAAGUCAUUUAUACGGCCAGUUUUUGAUCAUCCUCACACGAGGAACUUGAAGAAAACUGAUCCAGUGGCAAAGUAUUUGCAAUAUAAGCAGGACUGGGAGAUGUUUAAACCUCCAGGAGAGAAGAGCAGGAAGGAACUGCACUGGGCCAUCAGGGAACAACUCAUGUAUCAGCCUCCACCAACGAGACCUCAGAAGACAUUCAUCCCCAACAAUUAUGUGGUUCCAACAGAGAAGAAGCGAUCAGCUCUAAGAUGGGAGAUCCGACAUGAUUUAGCACACGGCAUUAUCCCAACAAAAAUCUCCUAUCCCUGAGAUGAAGAAUGUUUCACCGAUGCCUUAUCUUUUACAAAUGCCCUUCUUAAUGUUAUUUAUUCAUAUGAUAUUGAAGUCUUUUUUACCAAGUGAAAUGAGACAACUUGAUCACUGUUUUUAUGAAAUAAACAUUUUAAUACUCUGACAUCA
Messenger RNA from Pimephales promelas (fathead minnow), 3120 nucleotides. RefSeq names its product HYLS1 centriolar and ciliogenesis associated (gene hyls1). The record is from RefSeq and is a predicted model, not a curated record. Gene Ontology annotation, biological process: cilium assembly. Lineage: Eukaryota; Metazoa; Chordata; Actinopteri; Cypriniformes; Leuciscidae. Gene Ontology annotation, cellular component: non-motile cilium; centriole.